UGAUGCAGAUAGCGAGACGAAAGCGGAAUAAUCGCGCGCGUGUGGCGCCUAUUGAAGCCAGCUCUUCAUCUAGUAAUCAUCACGGAACACAUCGAGUGCGAAUUAAAAUAGCGCGGAAUAUUUGUAAUAGCUUUAACACACACUGGGGAUCAUUCGCGCGGCGUACGAGACACAUUUCGAAGAUUGCGGCUCUAAACGUGUGUUUACCCGCGCCCAUGUGUGUUUACACCUUUACAUUGUAUCGUGCAAGUGUUGUCUGACGAGGUGACACGAAAAGCGUCGCCGGUAGAACCGCAGACACUUUGUGUCCGUGAAGCAACGCGUUCAGACGAAAUAUUUCGUAAUGAAUAAGUGGAGCUGUAUCGGUGUGUCGUUGGCGGCGAGGAUAAUCGGCACGUACACAAUGUCUCUAUCGAUCCUAAUGAUAAACGUGUUGAUGACCAACUUCUUCUCGAGAAAAGGAGAGGAGGAAUUUUUCGAUUCCUGCAAAACCUGGGCCAUGCUAGGACUGAAUUGGAUGCAGAUUUUGAGAAACACGCAGCUACAAAAGAAAGUGCUAGUUGCCAUGAUAUGUUUCCUCACAUACGCUCUGUCAUUUUUGCUAGCCAGCGCGUGUCUCGCCUUGGGAUCGAUUUCGAAAAGACAUAAGUGCGCCGUGCCUUGGAUGUAUUUGCAAAUGAUUAGCAUAAUAGAUCAGCUCGUGACGUUAUGUAUCCAUCUGAUACACAGCCAGGAACAGUACGAUGUUUUGGAGAAAUUUACGUGGUACAUUCCGAUAUCUAUCAUUUAUCUAAUUUUUAGUAUAUAUCUCUGGGUGAUUGUGCAAGCGGCUCAAAAACAAUGGUUCAGUGAACAGCAAGAAAACGUGGAUGGAAUGACAACGAUAUCGAGUCAUUUAUCGACAACCGUACAAAACAGUUGCUCGAAGACACCAUCAUUUCUUUCGCAAAAUUUCUUGUUUCAAUUACCGCGACCACUGGUAACUUCGCAAAAGUAGCAGGAGGUGCGUGAAGAACUACGAUUCGGAUGAACUCGUCAUGCAGAGUGUAUUAUUUAAUGAGAAUUUCGCGAUUGAGAACGUUUUGAAAACAAUGUGAUAAAGUGAUGGAGAAUUGACUCUCUGUGAACGUUGAUUCGGCGUCAUGACUCUCACAAGGGACUUGUGCUACAUAUAAUAUAUUUAUUUUCUACGUAUGAGACAAUCUCUUUUUUUAUAAUAUAAACUUUAUAAUAUAAUAUAAUUUAUAAUAUAAAGUAAAAAUCACCGAUUGAUAAGCAGACAGCAUCUCGCUGGUGUCAUUGAUUUAUUCGCGAGCUAUGCAGUAUUGCGGGGCAUUUAUAUAUUAAAGCCCCCUCCCUCCCCCCGCGGCAGGAUAUCCAUUGAUCUCCUUUGCCUAAUGGAAUAUACGCGAGCCACUAAACUUCGCGGCGAAUCUCGGUUUCGAGACGGGGGGAAGGAGAAGUGUAUAAUAAUGCCGAGAGUAACUCCAUAAAUCAGUCGGGAGAUGCGGCUAAUAGAGUGUAUCAAAUGCGCCCUCGGUGGAGCGUGCUUGCAUAGAAAAAUAUGAGAAAUGGUCACGUUUUACGUCGAAAUACUUUUAAACUUCCUGGAUUCGAAUCGCACGCAAGCAUAUUCGCUAUAUUGGAUCGUGCGUCUCUCCGGAUAGAGGUCGAUUUGUCCGAGAAUGGCCCCAACUUUUCGCGAUACUGCGAAAAUAGCGAUCGAAAAUAUAACGAAUAAUAGAUAAAGGCUCUUGGUACGAUUUAUUGCAGAUGUUUGGUCGUAUUUUAACUUUAUAGAUUUGCGUUUGCAAGAAGAUACGCUUCAACAACAGCGAGCACGCACCUAUACUUUGUUAUAUCUCGGCAAUUUUUUAUUAAUAAAAACGCAUUUUGUGAUGACAAA
Odontomachus brunneus is the source of this 1906-nucleotide messenger RNA. RefSeq lists its product as uncharacterized. NCBI's taxonomy places the organism in Eukaryota, Metazoa, Arthropoda, Insecta, Hymenoptera, Formicidae. The record is from RefSeq and is a predicted model, not a curated record. Bases 344 to 997 code for a protein of 217 amino acids. The transcript is spliced from 5 exons.